AUGGUGCCGUCAUGUGCGCCGAUGUUGAGCGGUCCCGUAUUCUUGAUCUCGAUUCUCUUCUCUGCUGCGUUUGGUGAAGCGGCCCUCAUCCCCUCCUCAGCAGCAGAAAGCGGCUGGGCUACGGGUGUACCUCUGGGAACAAGGGAUGCUUUGGAGGAACUGCUACGCCGCGGUUCCGACGCUCCCCUUGCAGCUGAAGAGGCCCCCGAGGGGCCCCCCUGGGGAUCACGACGCUCCCUUUGCAUUUUGGGUUCCACAGGCAGUGUGGGGCAGCAGGCGCUGGAGGUCGUUCGACAGUUUCCACGUUUCUUUAAAGUCAAGGCCUUGGCCGCUUCUGGUUCGCGGCUGAAACGUCUUGCAGAGCAAGCGCUUGAGUUCCGGCCGGAGUUCAUAGUUGUUGAGGACGCCGAGAGGGCUGAAGCCUUAGAGGAGCUGCUGAGCGAAGCCUUCAAAGUUCAUUGCACAAGCAGCGCGAAGCGUAGGCUACCCACUAGCGGAUCAGAAAAGGAUCAUCUAGGACGCCCCACUGUGCUGCAUGGUGUGGAGGCUCUGGAGAACACAGCGCGUCUACCGGGUGUGGACUGCGUUCUGCUCGCAAUUUCGGGGUUCAAAGGCUUGAGGCCGGCCCUUGCAGCUUUGCGGGCUAACAAGGACGUGGCGCUUGCCACGAAAGAGGCCCUUGUUGCUGCAGGUCCAGUCUUCCGGAAGCUGUUUAGCGGGGUAUCAAGGAAUGCCCCCGCGGAAUCUUUGGGAACAGGAGGCGAUGGACUGUACGCCCGCAAAGUAAACAGAAAGGGAGAGGCACGCGGUUUGAGCCAUGGAAGGGGGGGACAAGGAGAUAAAUGUUACGGGGGGAUGGGGCGGCUACUACCAGUUGAUAGUGAGCACAGUGCCAUAUUUCAAGCUCUUCAGGGAGUCCCGCCCUCUGCAUACCCCCCCGCAAAAUUGUUUCUUUGCGCUUCGGGGGGCCCCUUCCUGGGGUGGACAUCAAAGGAUCUCCUACAUGUUAAGGUUCAGGACGCCCUCAAACAUCCUAAGUGGACAAUGGGAUCGAAGAUAACGGUCGACAGCGCAACGCUAAUGAACAAAGGUCUAGAGGUGAUAGAGGCCCACGAGGCCUUUGGAGUCCCCUAUGACUCAAUCCGCGUGCUUAUUCAUCCCCAGGCAAUUCUGCACUCCGCCGUCGAAAUGCAAGAUGGCGCCGUCAUCGGACAGCUUGGGCUUCCAGACAUGAAACUGCCAAUCGCCUACGCUUUCAGUUGGCCACACAGACUCCCGAAAACAUUCGAGUGUCUGGAUUUGGCGUUCGAUGCGGGGCGCCGGAGUGGUCUUUAUCCAGCAGCUCUCAAUGCAGCGAAUGAGGAAGCCGUGUCUCAGUUCCUACGGGGGCGAAUCCACUUUACAGAGAUUCCCACCCUUCUUAAGCAUGUCAUGCGUAUGGCAGAUGGGCAAAUUUCGUCUUCACCAAACACUGACAUAACCCUCGAAGAUGUGGAGGAGACAGACACAUGGGCCCGGCAGAUGGCCAAAACCUUCAUCCCCAACCCCACACUCUCCCCUUAG
This is a messenger RNA of Cyclospora cayetanensis, 1563 nucleotides long. Its product is annotated as 1-deoxy-D-xylulose 5-phosphate reductoisomerase. The transcript has 8 exons. NCBI's taxonomy places the organism in Eukaryota, Apicomplexa, Conoidasida, Eucoccidiorida, Eimeriidae. Gene Ontology annotation, molecular function: NADPH binding; 1-deoxy-D-xylulose-5-phosphate reductoisomerase activity; manganese ion binding. Bases 1 to 1563 code for a protein of 520 amino acids. The record is from RefSeq and is a predicted model, not a curated record. Gene Ontology annotation, biological process: isoprenoid biosynthetic process.